Molecule: messenger RNA, 3909 nt
Organism: Schistosoma margrebowiei
Lineage: Eukaryota; Metazoa; Platyhelminthes; Trematoda; Strigeidida; Schistosomatidae
Source: the annotation of a GenBank genome assembly
GAAGUUACACCUUAGAAACAAGCUUAGUUGAUGAAGCACUGGUGUAUUUAGUGUGAUGUAGAUUUUGUUUUCUAAAAGCUAAUCUUGGAAAUAUAUAAAUGGAGAUGUUGUCUGAAAUGAAGCAAGAGAAUAAUUCAAGGAUCUUAUCUCAUCCAAAUAAACGGAAUAGUCAACAGAAAAAAUUUUAUUCUAAAUAUUCGACUCGUUUAUUUCAAAAUCCUAGCAACAAAGGUACUCAUGGACGUAGAGGACCUGGAUUAUAUCGAUCAACAGUGAAUGAAUCAUCAUUAGAACAAACUAGUUUGUCACUAAAUCUACUCCAUAAACGUUUAUUUAAAUUUAAACCGUCAUUAACUCCUGGACUUGGUACAAGAAGAGUUGUUUCUAUAAACCCAAAGCAAGAUACAAAUCUUAAAUUCAGUAUGGAGCCUCGUCUAGGUGAUGAAGCAUUCACUGAAUGGAUUAAUGCCGUACGUCGUAUGGCUCGUGUAGGAGAUGGUUUACCACCAGCUAUUCGUUCACGUGUAUGGUCAACUCUUGCAGAUAGACAAUUAGCUAAGCAACAUGUCGAUUGGGAUCACGAGAUUAAAAUGGCUUUCAAUGAACCAUCUAAUCAAGAUGAUGAUAGAUUAGGUGAACAAAUUGUAAAAGAUCUACAUCGUACUGGAUGUGAACAGUUCGGAUCAGAUUCAGAUCGUGCAUCGUUGAAACGUGUUCUUCUUGCUUAUGCUCGAUGGAAUAAACGAGUGGGAUAUUGUCAAGGUUUUAAUGUAAUAGCUGCCGGUGUGCUAGAUGUUACUGGUAGAGAUGAAAAAAAAGCAUUCAAAAUCAUGGUCUAUUUAAUUGAUUAUGUUUUACCGGAAUCAUAUUUUGCACAAAAUUUACAAGCAUUAUCUGUAGAUAUUGCUGUUUUCCGACAACUUUUACAAAACAGAAUACCCGAAUUAGCGAAUCAUUUAGAUAAUUUACAAUUCAAAGCUGCUUUGGAAACAGAUUGUCAGCUGACUGGAAGACAAUUAUCUACAUAUAAACAAGAUAUUUUAUCGGGAAAAAGUCAUGGCGCUUAUGAACCUCCAUUGAUGAAUGUUUAUAUCAUUCAAUGGUUUCUUACUUUAUUUGCUACUUGUUUGGCAUCUGACGCAGUUCUACGUGUAUGGGAUAGCAUAUUACUAGAAGGUUCUGAGGUGAUCUUACGAACAGCUAUAGUCAUUAUGGAUUUCUUGAAAAGUCGUUUGUUAAAGGUAAAAUCAGCUGAUCAAUUUUACGCUACAAUGAGUAAUUUAAUGUCAGAAUUUUCAGAAGGUCGAAUAGUAAGCAGUCAAGAAUUAAUAUUUGAAAUCUAUGAACUAGCACCAUUUCCUUAUCCUGGAUUGAAAGAAUUACGUGAAAAGUUUAUGUAUAAUAUAGCUCCAUUAGUUUUAACAAAACAUUUAACUAUGAAUUCAUUUAAUAAUAAUACUAUUGAUGAUCAAAGUCUUUCAAAUAAUGAUGGGAAGAAAAUGAGCAAAUUUAAUUUAUUGAAAUAUUUUCCUUCAAAUUUCAAAAAAUCGAAAUCUUUACAGUCGGAUAAUGAUUAUAAAGGUUUAACAAAGUUUAAAAAUGAAAAAUAUUUGAAUAAACCUACUGGGUCUUCCAAAACCACCAAAGAUGAAUAUAGUAAAGAAAAACGACAUUGUGAUAUAAAAAGCAGUCACUGUGUACAAAACACGGAUAAGAGACGUUUGUCAACUACGGAAUUAGAUGAAGAAGAAUGCAUGGGAGAUAAUUAUCAAGAAAUUAGUUUGACUAUGGAUAUGGAUUCUGAAAUAGGGACGUUUUCUCAAAAACAAGCUCUAAAUUGUGAUACAUUAAAUGGUCAGAUUAGUAAUACUCAUUUUAAAGAAGCACACAAUAGAUCAAUAAACCGAUUUUCCAGUGAUCAAGUUAGGGGAAGUGUCAAAUGUUUUUCAGCAUUUUGGCCUGACAAACCAAAUAAUAUUGACUCAAGAUUUUCUAAUCAAUUAUAUGUUACUGAAAGUAGUUCAGUGAAGUCAUUACAAUUUUCUGUUAACGAUACUCUUCCUAGAAAUGUAUUUCGUCUGAGGAAUAUAGAAAGUAGUCCGUUGAAAGACGGCAGAGUAAAAGCGAAUUCAGAUAUUAGUCAAAUUGGUCCAGGAGCAGUUAGUGAUGCCCCAGAUUUGAUCCCUAUGCAUAAAACAUCUUCAGCUGAUCAGGCUCGUAUGACAAGAAAUCUUGACCAAUUAAAAUCUCAUUAUAAAAAACAACAAACACGUCAACGUUCAACUAUUAUUGUUCUACCGACAAAUAUUUUAAAAUCAGUCUGUUAUCAAACAAAUAUGAUUGCUAUACUCCCACAAAGAAAAUAUACACCAAAUAAAUCAUCGUCAUUUAGAAUAUCGAAUACAAAUAGUCAUUAUCCAGUCAAGUCAAUAAGUUUUGAUUCUUAUGAUACAUUAGGAAAUUGCUCUGAUAAUAAUCUCAGUGAAAUUGAUGACAAAAAUGAUUGCAAUACUUCUUCUCUAGAUAUUCUGGAUAAAAAAAUUGAUGAUACGCUAAAUGAUAGUCCUACAAUGGGUAUAAAUCAGAACUUAAUUGGUGCUGUAAAAUCUUGGCAAGAAAACGCUGAUUGGUCUGUUACUGUUGAUGAAAAUGAUGAUCCUAAUAAAAAAUUCUUUCUUGAUGAAUUGAGUGGUAAAGAAUUAUCAAUUAAACAUUCUAACAAUGCAAAACUUAAAUUAUGUGAAUUAGCAAGGUUUAAUAGUUUAGAAAUCUGUUUACCAAUGAAAUAUUCGUACUCAGAUGGAACAUUGAAUGGUCAUACUACAUCGAACAAUCAUACUGAUCAUAUCGAUUAUGAUGUAAACUCUACAAAUUCUUUAAUAUAUAAUAAAAAUAUUUAUGAUACCAAUAUAAUUUAUUCGAAAAAAACUAUUAAUGAAUUAAUUUUAAUGAAUAUGAUUAAAGAAUAUAAUCGAUUAAAGGAGGCCAACAAUAUGAAUAAUUUAAAAGAGUCAAAAAUUACACCUACACAAUCAUCAGUUGUAGUGUCUCAUGAAGCGAUUUCUCUGAAUGACACAGAUACUUCAUCUUGUUAUACGUCAGUUUCAAGAAAUAUACCGAAAAAGUUACCUUGGCAAGAAGCAGCAUAUUCCUUUGCUCUUAAUUGUCGUUUAAACAAAUUAAUCACUUCAAAACAGACAUGUGAAUUAUUUCCUGUAAAAACAUCGCUUACUCAAUCUCGAAGAGAGUUUGGAGCUAAAUUUGGUAUUUAUUAGGAUACAAAUUUCAAGAACUGAUCGAAUUUCUCAGGUUUCCAUUAUUAUUGCUAAAACUUUAGUGCUUAUUUCUGGUAACUCGGUGAUUAUAAAUUCAUAACAUUCGUUAUAUAGCAUAACUGUGUUUUGUAAUUACCUCUUCAUGAUUUUCAGAAGUUAUUCAUAUUCAUUCAUUUUUGGAGGAUUGGUGAUAAAUAUUUUAGAACAACAUAUAUAAUAUGGAAAGUUUUCAGAUAAAUAUAUUAUUUUCUUAAUAUUAUGCUUCCGUUAUCGGUAAUAACAUUUGUGUAUUAUAAUGAUGUCUACAGAAAAUAAUCUAGUCUAUCAUUAUUUUUAUUCGUUUUGUUUUCAAUAGCUUAUUUUGUGAUUGUUAAACUUAUUAUAUAUCACUGAUCAGAACAAUAAAAUUUCAUGAUUUGUUCCCAUGUUCAAUAUUGUUUACUUUAUACUAUCAUUGAUUAAUACAGAAAAGAUAUUUUGACAAAAAUUGCCUUAUAUAGUGCUUUUCCGUUUGUUAUUUUUAUGUAAUUGAACUUAAUUUCGGUUGAAAUCGAGAUUUUUGAUAGAGAGGAUAACAUCAUAAAUUUUGAUGAGCUGCCUACUUGUAUUUAGACAAAACUUUUGUCAAAUGAAA